This is a messenger RNA of Saprolegnia parasitica CBS 223.65, 2296 nucleotides long. RefSeq lists its product as hypothetical. The transcript is spliced from 4 exons. Gene Ontology annotation, molecular function: mannosyltransferase activity; protein binding. Bases 22 to 2229 code for a protein of 735 amino acids. Gene Ontology annotation, biological process: protein O-linked glycosylation via mannose; endoplasmic reticulum unfolded protein response. The record is from RefSeq and is a predicted model, not a curated record. Gene Ontology annotation, cellular component: endoplasmic reticulum. NCBI's taxonomy places the organism in Eukaryota, Oomycota, Saprolegniomycetes, Saprolegniales, Saprolegniaceae.
CGAUCUUCGAUAGAUCUCGCGAUGAAGGCCGCGAGCGCGUGGUCAGGCCACGCCGGCCUUGGCGUCGUCGCCGCCCUCGCCGCCGCCACGUUCGCCAACACCCUCACCUGUGGCUUUGUCUGGGAUGACCGCGCCGCGAUCUUGACCAACCGCGACUUGCGCACGGACGAGACGUCCAUGUGGGACCUCUGGAGCCACGACUUUUGGGGCAUGGCACUCACGUCGCCGACGAGCCACAAGAGCUAUCGGCCGCUCACGGUGCUCACGUUUCGAGCCAAUUACGCCGUCGGCGGCUACAACCCGAUGGGCUACCAUCUACUAAAUGUCCUUCUGCACGUUGCAGCGUCGGUGCUGGUGGUCGCCGUCGGCCGUCGGGUGGUUGCCCCGUUCGGCGCUUCGCAUGCGCCCGUCCUCGCCGGCGCGCUCUUCGCCGUGCAUCCGAUCCACUGCGACGCAGUCGCGAGCGUUGUUGGCCGCGCCGACGUGCUCUGCACAUGUCUCUCGCUGCUGGCGUUUUGCCUCUACGACACGUCCGCGUCGGCCACUUGCACCAACUGGCCGCUUUACGUUGCGAGCCUCGUCUGCGUACUUGCAGCAACCUUGUGCAAGGAGCUCGGCGCCACAACACUCGGUAUCCUCGUGACGCUCGAGCUCCUACGCGCCGCGCCGCCAGCAACCAAGUCCAAGCGACCAUGUCUAUCGGCUGGCGUGGUCCGCACAGCGCUGCUUUUCGGUCUUGGCAGCGCCGGGAUUACCUCCCGCAUCGCGCUCAACGGCAACCAGACGCUCUAUGCAUGGUCGAUCUUUGAGAACGACGUGUCGCUCCUGCCUUGGGGCCUUCCGCGUCUCCUUACCACGCUGCACACGCACGGCUGGUACCUCUACAAGCUCUUCUGGCCGCAGCAUCUCUGCUACGACUAUGGCUUUCGAACGAUCCCGAUCAUCGCGUCACUCUUUCAAAUCGAAAAUGUCGGAACGCUGCUCGCCUAUGCAUCUCUCUUGGUGCUGGUCCGCGUCGCGUUCAAGCGCCGGCAGACGUCGCCGCUGCUUUUGCUCAUGUCGUUUGGCCUCUUUCCAUUUGUACCGGCCGCCAACCUCUUGUUUCCGGUUGGCACCAUCGUCGCCGAGCGACUCAUGUACUUUCCCAGCGUCGGCUUUUGCCUCGUCCUGGGGUACGCACUCGAGCAGGCGCUGCGCGUCGCAACGAGAUGGCGGUCGUUGCUGCUCGGUUUCUUGUUUCUCUUGCUGCUCAUCGUCGGUGCCGCCCGGUCCAUCGCCCGCAACGCCGAGUGGUCGUCCGAGACGGAGCUCUUUGAAGCCUCGGUGCUCACGGCACCAUGGAGCGUUAAAGUCCUCAGCAACUUGUCCAAAGUACUGCUUGGACCCGAUCCGCCGCGGGCCGCCGCGUACCUCGAACGGGCGCUCUCGGUCGCGCCACGCUACGCCGUCGGGCAGUUGAACCUCGGGCUGGCCUACAUUGGCAUGGGCAAGCCACUGCAUGCGAUGCAGAACCUCCUCGACUCGAUUGACGUCGAUCCAAGCCUUGCGGCCUAUGCGUACCUGGGCCGGUAUGCAUCGAGCUUUUACCUCACGUCGCAGCACGAGCAGUUUCCGCGGAGCAACACGACGCAUGCGUGCAAGCUCGCGCACCAGCUGCUCGACUACGCGAUCGCCCAAGGCGCGAGCAUGCCGGGUCUCUUCUUCAUGCGCGGUCUCCUUGCCUACUACACGAGCGACUUUGGAACCGCCGUCACGAACUUUCGCGCAACCGUGCACGCCAACGACGCCGUGCGCCAUCGAGGCUACGACUUGGAAGAGCUCGUGACGCCGUGCGCCGCGCGCAACAUGCUCGCCUUGUCGCUGGACGAAAACGGCGACGAGGAUGGCGCCUUGGACGUGUACAUGGAGUACAUUGACGCGCAGCCCCCGUGCCUCGAGAUCUACAACAACGCAGCGAUACGCCUGCGCAAUCGCGGUCGGCUCGACGAAGCGGCGCAGCUUCUCACGUCGGGCUUGCAGCACUAUCCUAACGCGGUGAUUCUGUUGCUGAAUGCGGCGCAGGUCGCCGAAGACCGUGGCAACGACGUCGAAGCGUACUCGCUCUACCUCAAGGGCCUGGCCAUCGACCCGACCAACGAAUCGCUGCUGGCCAAGUACGCCAACCUUGCGCCAAAGCUCGCCAAGCCGCUGCAGUCGAUCACCGUGGCACCGCAGCCCAUGGCUGCCUAGUAGAGCGCGUCGAGCACAGAGAGGCUAGUAAUAACCGCACGUAGUAGUACAUCUGCACACACCCAUG